CCCGACCAGAGAUCCAAGUAUGGUUCCGCCCUCCUAGACCCACUUUGCCUAGACUAUGGGUGCGAUGCGCCAGCCGGGCACAAUGCCAGUGUCGGACUCGAUCACAUCACUCGUCAGUCAGGAAGGACUAACCAACACAUCGAACCAUUUGAUUCCGACACAUCUUCUCUUACCACAAGUCACCCCGUCCUUCGCACCCUGUCGCGUCCCCCCGUCACCCUCUUGGCCACCAUCUACCUUCGUUUCUCCUUUCCCUUGCCUAUCUUGAAUCACCAGGUCGCUGCUGCUUUCUGCUGCAUUCCCAUAGCGGCUCUUUCUCUCUCGCUCGCCUCUGCUCGUGACGAACACUUUGCCGACCGCACGCACACUCGCCACUCCCUUUGCAACCAUGUCGACCCAACAACGACCAGCCAACGUCGGCAUUAAGGCCAUGGAAGUUUACUUCCCCAAACGUUGCAUCUCGGAAGAUGAGCUCGAAGACUUUGACGGCGCACCCAAGGGAAAGUACACCAUCGGCUUUGGUCAGAAGUACAUGGCCUGCACCGACGACCGCGAAGACAUCAACUCUUUCCUCUUGACAGUGGUCGCAAACCUGAUGGAAAAAUACGACAUUGACCCUAAGUCGAUCGGCCGCCUUGACGUGGGCACCGAGACGAUCAUCGACAAGUCAAAAUCCGUCAAGACAGUCCUGAUGGACCUCUUUGCCCCGCAUGGCAACACGGACAUCGAAGGUCUGGACAGCAAGAACGCCUGCUACGGCGGCACCGCCGCCCUUUUCAAUGCCGUUAACUGGGUCGAGUCGUCCAGCUGGGACGGGCGCGAUGCGAUCGUUGUCAUGGGCGAUAUUGCCAUCUACGCUGAAGGCAGCGCACGGCCCGUCGGCGGCGCGGGCGCCGUCGCGCUGCUCAUCGGCCCGGACGCACCGAUCGUCAUGGAGCCGGUGCACGGCACGCACAUGGUCAACACGUGGGACUUCUACAAGCCCAACCUCUCCUCCGAGUACCCCGAGGUCGACGGCCCAGAGACUCUGCAGACCUACUUGGGAUGCCUCGACAAGGCCUACGACGCCUACCGCGCCAAGGCCGCCAAGGCGAAGUUGGCCGCCGCCGGUCUUACCAACGGCCACGCAACCGCAGCCCCCACAUCCCAGGUCAAGGUGGACGACUUUGACUACACGAUCUUCCACUCUCCGUACAGCAAGCUGGUGCAGAAGGGGUACGGGCGUCUGCACUACAACGACUACCUGUCCGACCCGGAGAACGAAAAGUUCGCGUCGAUCCCGCCAACCUUCAAGGACCUGGACCGCAAGUCGACGAUCACCAACAAGGAGGUGGAGAAGGCGUUUGGCGCAUAUGCCAAAGCGUCGCUCGACGCCAAGCUCGAGCCGUCGAUGGACACGGUCCGCCGCUGCGGUAACAUGUACACGGCCUCGCUGUACGGCGGCCUGCUGUCGCUGCUGAACAACAUUCCCAGCGCACAGCUGCAGGGCAAGCGCAUCCUGCUGUACAGCUUUGGCUCGGGCUCCGCCGCAUCGUUCUUUUCGCUCGCCGUGCGCGGCGACGUGGCGCACAUUGCGCAGAAGAGCGCGCUGCAGCAGCGCCUCACGAGCAUGCAGGUCGUCCCGUGCGAGCAGUAUGUCGAGUGCCUCAAGACGCGCGAGGCGACGCACAACGCCGUCAACUACGACCCGCAGGGCUCGCUCGACAACCUCUGGCCCGGAUCGUUCUAUCUCGACAAGGUCGACCACAUGUACCGCCGCACGUACAAAAGGACGCCCAAGGCUUGAGAAAGUGAGGGCUGGGCAGCGCAUGCCCCCACCUCGCCCCCGCCUUUUACUGCUUUCUAUUAUCAUUGGUGUUACACGUAGACUGGCUGGCUAGCUGACUUGCUUGUUGCGCGAUCUAUUGGGAGAAAUGAUAUCUAUCAUUUUAUGUGUGCAUCGACCAGACUGCCCGCGAGUGGCAUGGCAUGACGCAGUGCAGACGGGACAGGACGAUAGACGCACACUUUUGCUGUUGUUUCGAGAUCGAAGCGAAUGUAGAAUCGUACAAUAGCAUCAU
Tilletiaria anomala UBC 951 is the source of this 2060-nucleotide messenger RNA. RefSeq names its product hydroxy methylglutaryl-CoA synthase. Bases 389 to 1786 code for a protein of 465 amino acids. Lineage: Eukaryota; Fungi; Basidiomycota; Exobasidiomycetes; Georgefischeriales; Tilletiariaceae. Gene Ontology annotation, biological process: ergosterol biosynthetic process; acetyl-CoA metabolic process. The transcript has 3 exons. Gene Ontology annotation, molecular function: hydroxymethylglutaryl-CoA synthase activity. The record is from RefSeq and is a predicted model, not a curated record.